AUUAUUAUUAUAUUAUUAUUAUAUUAUUAUUAUUAAUAAUGUUAUUAUACAUAUACGUAUAUGUAUGCAUAUAUAUGCGCGUGUACGUCCAUACAUGGAUGCGCGUGUUCUCCGUUCGUAUACGCGGAUGCAAUAUAUUCGUUACGUGUAUAAAUUUUGCAUGUAACGCAUAUGUCGUAUACGCGUAUAGACAGGCGUGCUUGCCACCUGUGUAUGACCGUAUGUGCGUGCGUGUCUAUGAACGCGUGUAGACAUGAUUGUAUGUAUGUAUGUACGUACGUAUGUAUAUAUAUGUAUGUAUGUUUGUUUGUAUGUUUGUGUGCAUGCAUGCAUGCACGUAUGUAUGUAUGCGUGUACGUAUGUACGAUGUAUGCGAGUCAAACGAUGCACAGAUAUGUGUACGCAUACGUAUGUAUACGUAUACGUAUAUUAAUUUUUAAGUACUACUACAUUGUCACAUUGUUUACUGCCAAGUGAUACGCGAAGAUCAGCGACGUUGACGUUAGGAUUGUGAUGGCUUGUACUAAUUAAGAGAAAUCGGUGAAGCCUGCGAUUUUAUUAUACCGCGGUUCAAUGUUGCAAGUAUACGUGUGAGAGAUCGCGUAUAUGUGAUUGUGAGAGCGUGCGCGUGUGUGAAUGUUAGUGUAGGUGUACGUAUGGAAAAGAAAAGAGAAAGAACUCGAUGAUAGGAAUUAAGAGAGAGCAGUAGACGAAAGAACUCGAGUGACAAGGAAUUAAGCGUAACGAUGUAACGGAAGUGGUGGGACGAUUGGCGAUGCCGGAAAGAAUGUCGGAACGAGCGAGUCAAGCGAGAACGAAUGGAGGUAGAAUUUUAUGAUAGAAGAGUCGUGACGCGUGAAUGAGAUCUCGCGAGUAUCGAUAUAGUGAUAAAUUUGAAUAAUUUUUGUACGGUUGAGAAAGAGAGAAGAACGCGCGGAUACGUUGUGUGCCGCGCGUGUAUGCUUGCGCGUAUACGUACGGACGCGUACAUCCGCGUGCAUCGGCAUGCAUCCGCGCGUGAACAAUUGCGCGCGUAAACGCGGCCGUGCGCGAACGUACGAUGCGAUGUCGCGUAUGCGUAGAGCGCGCCAAGCGCCGCUAGACCUUCUAUUGUUGGUCUAUAAUGUGUACAGUCAGUGAAACUAUUAUUAUUAUUAAGGGUCAGACAGGUCUUACGGAAGUAGAAACUGAAAGGUUUAGGAAUCAACGGUUCUACGAACAUUUAUCGUGUUCGGUCGGUUACGAUCACGGAAUAAAGCGUCGAACGGACGUACGAAACUUUAAUCGAGACAAAACUGAAUAUUAAGAACCGCGCAUACGUGUAAUAUUUGUUUGUUUUUUCGGUGAUAGCGUUACGAGAGCGGAAAUUAGUCUAAAUUUAAAAAAGACGUUUGUUGUUUCGUUGUUUCUUUUGCUUCUUCGCGUUCUUUUUUUCUUUCUUAUUUUUUCCUUUUCUUUGGUUAUCUUUUGAAAUUCGAAAACGAAACAAAGAACCGUUGAACACGAACGAAUGUGAGAUAAAUAGAGAAAAAGCAUAGCUUAUAUGUUUUGUUUUUCUUUUUUUUUUUUUUUUAAUUUUAAAAUUUUACUUUCAAAAUUUUUACGUUACGUUUCGUCGCGUGAUUCGCGCAGCGCUCGUGCGCGCUCGCGCAGAUCUUUUUAGAAACGACUGACUACCGAAAUUUGAUAAUGAUAGUCACGGAUUGAUUUAGGACGCGUAAAGUGAACGCAACGUUUACGAUCGCGUGAAUGCAUACAGCACACAUUUUGAGCGUUGACUCGUUGUUAUUGUUAGCCUGUUAGUUAAUUAGUAAGAGUUGUAAGUGCGGGCUUAUAGUUGGUCCCUGUCCCUGGAGCCCAGACACCCCGCCCCCUGUUCUGGAGAAUAUUCGAAAAAAGAUAUAAGCAAAAGCUUGAUACCAUUUCACACGCAACCCCCCGACUUAUUACGAUGAAAAGGUAGAAAGUUAAAAGUUUAACGAGAAACAUUAAAAUUCGUUUGUAACGAAGCGACUGCAUAUCACCGUAUUGUUCUAUCGUGUAGGAUCGGAAAACGAAUUAGCGCGUACGUCGGCUCCGUUUCAAUAUCACGUGCACACGUACAUACAGAAAAAAAAAGCACGCGCGCGCGCGUACAAGUAGGCAUCGGGAAAACACGGUUUCAUACGGGAACGAUAGAAAUUUCAGUACGCGAGAAAGAAAACACGAAUUCUGUCCACUGAAAGUUUUCGAGCGAUCGAUUUUCGCGAACGAAUAGGGUUCAAGGAUGAUCGAUCGUUUGAAAACUAAUCGCAUCGAUGAGCAUUUUGUUACAUACUAUUAUUAUUAUUCGCUUUUUACUUAAACUUCAUAUUUCUAUGCCAUCGAUACCGUUUUAACAGCGAUAAUAUGAUGACUGUAACGUAAAGAUCAAAGGCCCCUUACUUUUACUUCCUGUCCCCAGUCAUGCGGUCAUUGUCUAUCGGAAGGAAGCAACUCGGAGUGUGAACGGGAGAAAGAGAAGAUAUGGAGCAUGAGAGCGAGAGAACGAGAGAGAGAGAGAGAGCGAGAGAGAAAGAGAGAGAGGUAGAGAGAAAGCGGGAGAACUUGGAGGAGGAUGAUGGCAAGGAUGGUUGGAUGGAAGGGAAGCAAAGGAAUCGAAGCGAAUGAGAAAAGAAAAGAUAGAAAAGGAGCCAGCGGUUAGGAACGAAACAAACAGAAACUGAUAUAUUUCCUCUGUAUCGGUUGAAUGUUAUUACCUUUUAUUCCUUUAGCCUUCUCCCAUCCCCCUCUCCUAUCAAUCAUCAUUAUUCACUUACCAUAUUUUAUACCUACCUAUUCUACUUACCUACACACGUCCUAUUUAUAAAAUCAUGUUAUCGAGGAUGUAAUAAUAUUAAUAUUAACGAUACGAUAAGAAUAAUAUUGCUAAUUAUACUGAGUGGAUUUUUGUAACACGAUAACGUUUCAAUAUAAAUUCUGGUUUUCCUUCGAAAUUUGUAGUAAAGGAAGAUCAUAUACGUAUAUUACGAAACAGCAGGCAGGCAGGUAGGAAGCAAAGAUGCAAGCGAGAAAAAAGAAAGAAAGAAAGAAAGAAAGAACGGACGGCCGAACGAACGAACGAACGAAAGCACGAACGAACGAAAGAGAAAGCUAGCAAGAAAGAGAGUAAGAAAGAAAGAACGAUAGAUAGCAAGAAAGAAAGGGAUAAAGGGAAAAAGGAAACAAAUCCAGCUUGCGGGGGCAAGGAAGCAUAACCUGGCAAAAGCGGAAGCAGUUCACGGUGACGAGACUUUAGACUGAUCUAGGUACUAGCGUUACGAUAUUGGCCCUACCCCAGCCUUAAGGUGCCCCAACGUUAUAUCAUUUACCCUCUUUGCGCUAUUUUAUACUUUGACCGGUGUGCGGCAGCUGGGGUGCCUGGGGGGUUAUCGGUCGCAUUUAGGAUAAAAUGCACCACUGUGGCUGACGAUGCUGUAGCCACGCGCGCCCUUUUACCCGGUCAUUGACCUAAUUCGCGGCACACAUCCUUGGGAACUUGACUCUUUUUGGUUGGCCCGUGUCAGGCGGAUGUUGUGUGAUUUUUGGGUCGCUCAAUUUAUGUUAAUAACGGCCCAAAGAUGUGUUUUUUAAUUAUAUAUAAAUAUAUUAUAUAUUAUAUUCCUGCGAAUAUGCAUUUUGUGACGUGAUGUUAUAUAGCACUAAUGAGGAAAACAAAUAACGAACGAUAACAAACAAACAAACAAAAAAAAAAUGAACAAUUGUGUACGAAAAGAAAAUGACAAAAAAAAUGUUAAAAAAAAAACAACAAAGUACGUAACACUAUUCACACGAAUAUAAACGGUUUAUGUUUCUCGCGCCACAUGCCACACGUCAGCUCCAUGGCUAUAAAAAAAAGAAAAAAAAAAAUUUCUUACAAAUUUCUUACAAAUUUCUUACGACCAAAUUCUUCUAUCGUUAGUAAUUGCGUUUUCAGAUUAUUUUUUUUAAUUAUUCAUCUUCCAAUUGCUUUGCUUUUUUUUAAUUCCCGCAAUUUUAAAAGUUGCCCUCAAUAAUUUUAGUGUGACGUAGUUGAACAUAAUAAUUAUCGAUGAAUUUAAAAACGACGUUGAAACGGUUCCUUUUUUGGGCUAGGAGCUUGAUUUAAAGUGUCAAAGAUUUUUGUGUAUGACCAGAUGUAUUCUACAUGUCUCAAUAAACAGUUGUAUGUGAAUUACCUUUCUUAAACGAUGCUGUAUUUAUUUGCACGGUAUCAGCUUUCCCGAAUACCGCGCGAGUCGUCGUUACGGCUAUUGAUUUUUCCUUUUUCCAUAAUUUCCUGCUGCUCGUAUCUCCUCCGACGCUAUUGUACGAGUAACGAUAACGUUGUAGGGGUGAAAAGAUAGAAGAGAGGGAAAAGCAAUAUCGUCCGCGUUCUCAUCUCGAAAUAAUUUAAAAGCGCUUUCGUUCUCUCCGCGAUAUCCUAAUAAAUCGACGAAUAUUUCAGAUUUUUAACCAUUUUAUUUUUACAUUUAUACAAUAAAUACAUUUUUCUUAUUUUAAAAAUUUUUGAAAAUCGGAUGUUAAUUUUUAUUUUGUCGAGCGUGGGAUAUGACGUAAGGGAGUACAUAAUAAAGUUCGAUUACAAUAACGAAUAUCAAGGAGUGAUCGUUUCCGUGACGAGUUUAAACGAUCCUGUUCGAUCGUUCGUACCAGCGUCUCGUCUCGAGGCUUCUUCGAUCGAUGCAGAAUCCCUCGUUCUCGGUCGUUUCACCCCCACUGUUGCUCUGACUGAUCCGAGCGACCUCUCUUCGUUUCUCCCUUACGGUUAGGGCGUAUCGGGGUAAACCAGUGUCUCCGUAGAACUGGAAAGAGUGGGUUACGGCUGCAGGGUGUUCCUCGUCGUUCGGAUCGUCUCGUUCAACGUCUCUGUUGGUCUCACGAAAGUUCGCGCGUGCAACGUACAUGUGCGUGCGUGCACGCGCGCACCUCGUACGCUCUAGAUUUCCGUAUGGCGUACGCGUAAUACAGAAGUUUCGCUGGUGCAUGCAGCAGAUAUCGGGGGCGACGUAUCGCGUCGACAUAGUUCUCGUAACACGAUUUCAAGGAGUCGAUAACGAGUUAACGAAAGGUGUGCGUUACGCGUGACACGCGUCGAAAAGAUCACGAAAUUGCUGGAUUCUGCGUUUCGUCACCGUGUUUAUUGUUUACGGAGCGACCAUCGUUCUGACGACUCGCAUUUCGCGAUUUGCGGAACGCGCGAGCUCGAGGAGAUCACGAUCUAGCGCGGCGUGAAGUGCGCGCGCUUUGCAUUCGAUGAGAAAGGACGCUCGUGCACCGGAGGAAAACGUUCGAGAACCUGGUGGUGGUGGUGGUGGUGGUCGGUCGACGGUCGACCGACGACGACAUCGUCGUAUCUUUUCCUUCAACGUUUCAAUUCGUGCGAACGUUGAAUAAGAUCCGAAGCUUAAACUCGGUGAUUUACCGAGGUACGAAUUCGCGUUGCUGUUCGAUCACAUGAUGUUUGGGAGUAACUUUUCAUAUUCUUCCUAUACGUGGAAUAAAGAUUGACGAUAUGGUAAACUCGUCGUUAGCUAUUAUCAAUAACGUAUAUCUCUCGAUUCGAAGGAAGGAGUUAAAAAAAGCACUAAAUUCGAUUUCGUACCUCUAGGAUGCACUAUGGCUUCGGUACUCUGGCAUGCUUCUUGGAACAAUUUCGUUUCUCCCGCUUUUAUCUUGUUCUUGCUACUUUGUCCGCGUAGCAGUACAGAAUGCGAUCAAAAGUUUAUAAGCACGCCGGAUGGUCCGCUGGAAGGAACUUUUUAUGCUCCGUCGUUAAUUAACCCGGAAAGGGAAUCUCGACAAUGCGUGUACACGUUUUUCGCCGGACCGCGGCAACGGGUAGAGUUGGUUUUCAAUACGUUCGGUCUUCGAGGAACUCCGCCACACGGCGCCGCCGUUGGAGAAAUACCUGCCUGCGUCCACGAAUACGUUGACUUGUACACCGAAAUAAGAUCGGAGAACGUGACCAAGUUAGUGGAUACGCCUUUCGGUGGACGUUUCUGCGGUCCGAUACCACCUCGCAGGCGGGUUUCCCUUUACCAGGGAAUCGCCAUUAGUUUCUACACCGAUAAAAAUAUCACGUUACCCAGCCUCUUUAGCGGUACUUACGCGUUUGUCAAUGCAUCGGAAUACGAGGUGGGAACGCCAGCUCCUAGCACGCCGUGUUCUUUUACGGUGAAUUCGGAGCACAAACGUAGCGGCAACAUAUUAUCUCCUACGUAUCCGGGCACUUAUCCAAAAGGUCUGACGUGUAGCUACAAGUUUAUCGGGAAACAUAGCCAACGAGUACGCUUGGAAUUUCGAGACUUUGAUUUGUACUUUGGAGGUCCGCAUUGUCCGUUGGACUACGUUAAAGUUUACGAUGGUUUGGACAAUACGUCUGCCGUUAUUGGAACAUAUUGUGGACAGCAACGAAACUUGGUGUUGUAUUCGUCCGAAUCUAGUCUAUUCGUACUGUUCGAAACUCUUGAACGUACAGCAAACACGCAAAAUCGGGGGUUCAAGGGAAUCUUCGAAUUCUCCGAAAGUUUUGUUAAGUUAGACUUCAUAACCGCUUACAAGGGUGAGCAUAUUCGAGGAUCGGAAUGCGAUCAGAAGAUCUUGAGUAAAAAGGAGUCCUCUGGUCAUGUCGUUAGUCCAAAUUACCCGUAUCCGUACAUACCGAAGGUGGUAUGUCGGUAUUUCAUAUAUGGAAUGCAAGACUCGCAACAUCUGGAACGCGUUCGAUUAGUGUUCACGACAUUUCAGAUACCAAGAAAUACGACAACAGGAGAUUCGUCGUGCACCGAUGGCUACUUAAAGUUGUAUCUGAAAGGACAAGAAGCCACCGAUUCUUACGAUAAAUUCGAUCACGAAUUAUGCGGUUUAAAGAGCAAUCCGAGCCACGUAGUUAGCGAUGGUCCGAGACUGGUAAUGGUAUUUAGUAGCGGAGAAUCACAAGGGCAAGGUUUUAAAGCAAACUACACUUUUGAAACGGAAUAUAAGAUACCGGGUACAGCAGCUCCUGAUGGAAGCUGUACGUUCACGUACCGCAGUUCCUCGCGCAAGAAGGGAGAAUUUAAUUCUCCGCGACAUCCCAGCAAUUAUCCCAGUGACACGAAUUGUACUUAUUUUUUUUUAGCGACUCCGAACGAACAAGUUACCUUGAUAUUCGAUUAUUUUAAAGUCAGAACGAAAAACACGAAUGUCACUGUUGGUCACUAUGGGCUAAAUGUUUGUCAAGACGAUUGGCUAGAAAUCUACAAUAUGUAUCGAGACGAUACGGAAAAAUUGAUAGGUAGAUAUUGUGGUAGCACGGCUCCGGGACCCGUAGAAUCAAAUCUCGGUGCGCUCGGUUUAAAAGUAAUCCUUCAUUCGGAUUUCGAACUAGUUUCUAGCGGCUUCAAAGCGCGCUACACGUUCGAAGUGGCCAAACCCAUUUUUGGAGAUUGUGGAUCGAAUAUAAGUAGCGUGAAUUACGGCAUAAUCGCCAGUCCAAAUUUUCCGAACAAAUACGACGGACCCGCGAGAAAUUUUGCUAGCAAAACUUGUAAUUGGUUUAUAAGAGUUCGGCCCAACCACCAGAUACUGUUAAACUUUGAAUUAUUUUCCGUAGAAGGUGAUCAGUCAGUUCGCGGUUGUCCAGCUGCAGUACUACGCAUGUGGUAUUCUUCGUUGUUAACGCCGAUCGAACUGUGUGGCGUAAAAACGCCGGACGUUAAAUGGACGUAUUUGUCCGAGGAUAAUAACAUGCGGCUUAGCUUUAUUUUGGCCGACAAGGCGGUAGGACAACAAGGCUUCAGAGCAACAUGGACCGAAGUCAGCAUGAACACCAGCUGCCAGGAUCAGUUUUUGUGCAGCAAAAGUAAAUACUGCAUCGCCGAUUCGCUUCGGUGUAAUAACAUUUAUAAUUGUGGCCCGGCUGAUACUUCGGACGAGGAAAACUGUGAUACGGUUGUACAGGCGGAUAAUUAUGCUGUUCCUGCGAGUUACGCCGUUGGUACGGUGUUGGUAGUAUUGAUCGUUUGCCUGUUUUAUCAUCGAAAGCUAAAAAGACGAGUUCAAGCAGUGCAUCUCGAUCAGCUACGACAGCGUAUGGAUGAAAAGAAUCGAUGUUAUCACGAUGAAAAUUUACUUCAGCAUCACCACCACUACCACCACCACCACCAUAAUCAUCAGUAUCAUAGUUACUAUCAUCAUCAUAAUCAUAAUCAUGAUCAACAGCAACUACAGCAACAGCGUUAUCAGGACUCGACCAAUGAUUUUGAUUCAAGAUUUCAACUAGAAUCGUCGAUUAGUCCUGCGAGCGAGAGCGAAGCCGAAGAGGCUAGCAGUCUCAACAGCGUGUGACAUCGUGCUAUUUUACUCGAACUAUGAUCAACGACCGGUGCUUUCUUCCGUUCGUGUUCCAUGAACGUUGAACGCGUAGUAACAUCGAUAUCCUUCGAUUUUGUUGUCAGACGCUCAACAAAGUUUCUUUCAAUUUUUAUUGUAUCGAAGCGUUGGUAUACUUUCACUCAUUUCGACUUAGGACGAAAAACAAAUUUAUCCUUGUGGUUUAUAGAGAAACGUGUGUUCCGAUAAUAAAAAGUGUACGGACUUUAUUAAACGAUUCGUACGUGAUCGAAUGUACGAAAAAGACUUGUCUACUUGUAAAACGUACGUUAAACUUAAGCUACAUCCUAUCCAGAUCCCAACGUUUUCAACGAAGUUGUACGAACUUGUUCCGCAAAUACGCAACAUUUACAUUUCGAGAAAUUUGUUUCUUCGAAAGAACGCGAAAUAUAUUUUUAAGCUAGUCAUCUUGAUUCGUUGUUGUUGUUCUUGUUCUUCGUUUUCAUAAACUUGAUCUGUUGAUAGUAAAAUAACGGUAGUAAAAUUCGAGACAUUUUUUUCAAGCUUCUCUUUUAUUUUACCGACAAAAUAUUCGAUUUCAUGGAAAAUACAAAUCGUAAAAAUACAAUCAUAAAAGAAUACGGGUCGUUGCAUUUUUAAAGCAAACGUUCAAUCAUAAAAACUCCCUCUUUUUAAUUCUUCCAUAAUUUGACACUAUACAAAAUUGUGUGUUACGCUCAAUGUCUCAUAUUUUCUUUUACAUGUAGCGUCAUACUAGUCAUCUGUUAUGGUUCCGUUGUGCUAAAGUGCGUCACGUUACUUUGCAAGCACAGAUAAAAAAACGCAAGGCCUCUUACAAAAGAUGUAUAGAAAACGAUAAAUCAUACUUAUAUACACCGGUUUACAAAUCUACAAACAUAUGGAAGAAAU
Messenger RNA from Megachile rotundata (alfalfa leafcutting bee), 9264 nucleotides. RefSeq names its product tolloid-like protein 1. Gene Ontology annotation, molecular function: protein binding. NCBI's taxonomy places the organism in Eukaryota, Metazoa, Arthropoda, Insecta, Hymenoptera, Megachilidae. Gene Ontology annotation, cellular component: plasma membrane. The record is from RefSeq and is a predicted model, not a curated record.